Molecule: messenger RNA, 876 nt
Organism: Mesorhabditis belari
Lineage: Eukaryota; Metazoa; Nematoda; Chromadorea; Rhabditida; Rhabditidae
Source: the annotation of a GenBank genome assembly
AUGUCGCUCCGAUGGGUUACGCUGAGAUGUAUUGCCAGGCACUCGGUGGCCAUCUCCUCUCGAUUCCAAAUUCAUUCAUCAACCUCGAUGAUCACUGGAAUUCAGCUCACAAGAUUGACGCAAAAGCGUGGCUACCUGGGGUUGCAGAGGGAAAAUGCGGCUCUGUCUUGCCCACCCGGAUCGACCUAUGUUGAUGAGGUCCAAUCGUGUCUGCAUGCUGACAAUAAUUUGGUCUCUUUCGCAUUGGCCGAUAAAGUCAACAUCUAUAUUGGGAUUUUUGGCGAGUUCGAUGCCAACGAUUUUCGUUUUGCUUUCACCAAAGUACUCGGCGAAUGUCCAGAUUUUAGAAGUCUACCUCCAAACGCACAUGGCACGAUGACCGCCGAUAACGAGGCAGCCAGAGAAGAGAGUGCGGUCCCGGUCACGAGUUCCUUUUGUGCAUUCCCUGAUUCGGCCGCAAACGAUUUGACACCUCGUCCUAUUCCCGAAGGGUUCACUCUCGGUCCACUGAGAGCCGAAGAUGUCGACUUUGUUUUGCAUCAUUGGCCUUACGCAGCCUCGGACGAAGCAGAAGCCUUAAAUGCGGCACUGAUUGACAAGAGGACAAAUUUGCCGGCUUGUUUUCUCUUUCUUGAGCACAACGGAAUGCUCACCAGUAUGUAUACCGUCGAACAGUAUCGAGGCCGCAAAUUUCAGGACAUUGUCUUUACCGAUGUGCUCGCUCAAUGCCAUUCGAUGGGCGUCCAUCCGUGGCUAGGUAUCUCGCCGAGUAACAAGCCACUACUUACCAUGACGCCCGACGUGAUGAAGGUUCGAACCCCGACCGGAGGUCACCAAAAGCGUUCAUGUUUUUCACGAAACUUGGAUCUGCUCAUC